This is a messenger RNA of Scatophagus argus, 1392 nucleotides long. Its product is annotated as carbonic anhydrase 4-like. Bases 119 to 1201 code for a protein of 360 amino acids. The transcript has 8 exons. The record is from RefSeq and is a predicted model, not a curated record. Gene Ontology annotation, cellular component: plasma membrane. Lineage: Eukaryota; Metazoa; Chordata; Actinopteri; Scatophagidae. Gene Ontology annotation, molecular function: carbonate dehydratase activity; zinc ion binding.
UUUAGCUCGACGAUGGGAGCAGAGCAAACUAACUGGAAUUAACACCACAGUAUUUGAUUUUACCACCAGGUGUCGGCCUUUCCUUUGGACACCUGACAAAGAGGGGUAUUUUCUUAAAAUGACUUUUGUUCUCACCUUGUCUUACACACUCACACACACACCUUUUGUCACACUGAUGACCGUCUCCCUCCCACCCUCAAAUGCAGCUCAGAGUCAGUAUGUGAAGGCGACUGAAAUCAGUCUGUCAGGAUCUUCUCUGGUCUCUGUACUGAUCAUGGAUUUUUCUGUCUACCUCCUGACUCUGCUUUCUGUCUUCUCUCAGUGCACAGCUCAGUGGUGUUACCAGAGCCAGUACUCCUGUGAUGACACAUGCAGAGACCCCAGCCACUGGGCAGCUCAGUUUCCCAGCUGUGGAGGAUUACGGCAAUCACCAAUUAAUAUUGUCACCAACAAAGUGCACGUUAACAGCGCCCUGCCGCCCUUCAUCUUCAUCGGUCACGCCAACACCAUCAACAUUACAGUGGAAAACAAAGGACACUCUGCUCACUUUAUCCUACCUCAGCUGGUGCGACUGACAGGAGGAGCUCUGCCUGGUCACUACAGAGCCGCCCAGUUUCACUUCCACUGGGGAGGUAAUGGGAGGCCAGGAUCAGAACACACCAUCGACGGAGAGAGGUUCCCCAUGGAGCUCCAUAUAGUCCACAUCAAGGAGCCAUACGGCUCCCUGGCAGAGGCAGAACAUGAUAUGGCGGGUAUAGCUCUGCUUGCCUUCCUGUUUGAGGAAACAAGUGAUGAUCAUCCCCAUUUGGAUGCAGUAAUAGCUGCUUUGGGCCGAGUACAAAACAAUGGCAGUAGGACAGUGAUCCCAAACUUUCGACUCAGUGACAUUAUCCCAUCGGCGAAGGAUCUCCACAGUUACUAUCGCUAUGUGGGCUCCAUGACAACUCCAGGAUGUGAACAGGCAGUUGCUUGGACGGUGUUUCACAGGACCCUGUCCAUCAGCAGUCGACAGCUGGAUGCAAUAGUGAAACAGUGUCGAUUCUGGACAGGACAGCCCAUGACUGACAUCUUCAGACCGACGCAGCCUCUGGAUGGCAGAGUUGUGUACCGGUCCAAGGCGAGUGCACCUCUGUCGAGUGUGGUCCACUUGUGGUUCGGCGUCCUGUCAGUCGGGCUCGGGACAACGGGUCUGAUUCUCUGACUCAGCAUGUGAAAGCACCCGAUUUAAGUAACAAAAGCUACUGUAUGUAUAAAGGCAACUUUUUGUGUGUGUGAUGAUCAAACGACAAACUUUGUGCUAAUGAUUAUUCACUAAAGAAAAUGUCAGCUUCAUUUGCACAUAAACUAUGACGCGCUACAUUCUGUUAAAUGACUGCUGUGGCAGUGAGAGAA